GCCGAAGAAGGCAACUGCUGGAUCUUCAACGACACGUCCGAGAAUGAGUUCAUCUGGGAAGGAUUCGCGUCCCAGACCAAGAUCAAGCGACUCACCCUCCACCUGCGCCCCGACGGCACCCUCAAGAACAUCCCGACGACGGGCCAUCCAGCACCUGCCGGAUCUCGAGAUGUUUGAGGUGCAGUACGCCACCUUCAAGACGGUGAACGCCUUCAGCUUCGGCAACUCGAGCUCGCUGUCCAAGAUCUCCCUGGCCAGGAACUCCAUCGGGGUCCUGGCUCGCAACUCCUUCGCCCACCUCCCGUCCCUCGACACGCUCUCCCUCGGCGAGAACUUCAUCACCGAGGUCAACCGCCACGUGUUCGUCGACCUGCCCAAGAUCACCAAGCUCUACAUGGACCGCAACAACAUCACCAUCGUGCACGACCGAGCUUUCCAGGGCCUGCACAACCUGGUCGAGCUGGAGCUCUUCUCGAACCAGAUCCAGGUGAUCACCCCCGACACUUUCAAGGGUCUGAGGGCCUUAGAGCGCCUUGACCUCCACAAGAACCGCAUCGAGGUCAUCGGCGACCUGACCUUCCAAGACCUCCAGGCCCUCCGCGUCUUGGACCUGCAGGAGAACUCCCUCAAGUACAUAGCGCCAAAGAGCUUCUUCGGUCUCGCCAACCUUCUGCAGCUCAACCUACAGGACAACAAGCUGCUCGCCGUGGGGCCCGAGGUGUUCAAGCCCACCGUCAACAUCUUCUACCUCGACCUCCGCGCCAACGUCCUCGAGACCAUCACCAAGGAGACCAUUCAACCCCUCAUGGACAACCUCAACAACGACACCACUUCCUUCUACCUCGAGGGCAACAACUUUCGCUGUGACACGCGCCUGAGCUGGAUGUUCCGCCUGCACAACACCACCAGAAGCCACAACGUCCGCACGAACCUCGAGUCCGUCAUCUGCUACUUGGAGGCCGGCACGCUCCCUCCCAGGCUCGACGACCAGACCGUCACGCCCGCUUAUGAGACCACCACGCUCGGCAUCGGCCCGAUGGUGAAGCUGUUCGCGCUGCGUGAGGCCGAGCUCCCGGACCCCAUGAUGCGCUGGCUGCAGACGGCGGAGCCCGACUGCGACGAGGAGACGCAGCAGAAGGAGAGCGAGGCCGAGGACGCCGACGACCCUCAGAAGAAGCGGGGCCGCGGACGCAAGAGCAAGAAGGUGCAGAAGGACAAGACGCAGAACUACAUGGCCACGAUGGCGGACGAGGAGCAGCCCGAAGACAGCGCCAAGGUGGUGAUCGACCCGCCCGCCCCCGUGCAGGAGGAGUCCCGCGCCUACGACUCCGGCGCCAGCUCCCCGCCCCCCGCGUUGGCCCCGCUGCUGGCACUCUACCUGGCACUCUUCUACGCACGUCCACACUGAGAUCUAUUGCGGAGGCUCUAGGUCUAGGUUUUUAAUGUCAAGUGAUAUUGGAAACAACUCUCUUGGGGGGAAGUUUUUCGCCCGCUGACGUCUAACAUAUUAAUGAUAUUUUUUUCUUUUCCUAUGAAUUUGACAGACAUGUUGCAUCGCAUUCUGACUUGUAUAAAAAAUAAUAAACAAACUCAUAACGCAGAAUGUUAGAAGAUAAAAAAAAAAUAAAGAAAAGAUCUGUGGAAUGCAACAGGAAUUCUCAUCAUGGACGUGCCAAAGUUUAUGUUGUUAAACAAAAGAAAGAAAAAAAACCCCAAGUUUAUGAUAACCCAUAAGAUGAAAGUGCUUCAGGAUUUUUUAAUUAUUAUUUUUGGUAUAAGUGUUGUCUCAAAACCUCCCUCAUGAGUUGCUGUGUCCUUUUGCCUUACUCCCUUAACCUCUCAACCUCAGCUAAAGUAAUGUUUGGUCUAUGAAACAAUACCUUUGCCAGUUCACCUGCUCUUUUGUACAUUGAUAGGAGAAAGUAUACAAUCAUUGUACAAAGGAAAAAUGCAAAAAAAAAAAGUAGAAUUAAUAGCUUUAGAUAAAGAAAAAAAAUAAAAUAAAACAGACUGUAAUCUUUAUAUUUCCAUUCGUGUUACGUAUUACCCAUGUAAUGUGUGUACAAAUGAGUUGCCUGGUAUGGCAGUUGAUUGAUUAUGCUCUACGUCUAUUUUCCUUUUCAAUCCUUCUGAUCCUGGUCUAAUUUUUUUCUUGAGUUUCCCCCGCCUCCACUCUGGGUUCUUGAUAGCCUUAACCCCUAUCCAUAAAGUGAUUUCCUGACCUUAGAUUAGUUUUAAAAUCUUUUCAUCUGCCUUCUGUAAUUAGCUACUGAUCAUCUUGCUCCACCUUUCUAUAUCUCAUGAGUAAAUCAACUGUCAAAAUAAUAAAAAUGUGUAAAUGAUGAUUGCAUAAGGGAGAGUACUACUGUACAUGCUUCACAAUUAUGUACAUAGCCUUGGGUGUGCUGACUGAACUAUAUUUUCUUACUGAGGUAUAACAAUCAGUAUACAGUACAUAUAGUUGCCACCUACCAAAACCCUGUGGAAAAUGUUUCUUUCUUUCUUUCUCAUUUCUAACACUGCUUUUUGAAGUUAGUUAUAAUACUGUUUUCUCGUUCAUGUGUAUUUUUGAUGCGUUUUAAUGUAUUUUGUUAUGAUUCAACAAAAGUAAUGAAAGAAUUGACACUAUAACCAUCGCCAUCGACUCUCAAAAACUUGAACAAAAAAAAGCUAUAAGGAUCCCAAAGCAUAUAACAAAAAAAAAAGAAAUAUGAAUAGUAAUUUCUUUUAUCAUGUGACAAAGUAAAGGCAUUAUAUUAAAUUUUACCUCUGCAUUGGAGAAGAAAAAAAAUCAAUAAACUUUUAAAUGUACAGAGCAGAAAUUUACAUCACGUUUGCAUCAAUGAACAAGGAAAUAGAAGUCCUAAGUUUACCAUGCUCUCAGGUCAUGUAAUGUUCACUGCCCUUGUUCCAUAUGGCUCUUUAUCCCUGCCCUUGUUUGCUUUAAGGUGGAUCAAACUCAUUUCCUUGGCUCUUGACACUGGCCAAUCCGAAUCGAUUGGGGAUGAUAUGAGGAGUAAAAGUGGGAUCAUACAAAACUCUCGGUUCUCUAAGAUUGUUUUCUUAAUUUCGCGAGUGCAUCAUCAGUGUUACUCUUCAGUUUCCCCUCUGCGUGCUCAGAAUGCAUCAACCACCUCCUUUGUCAGUCGUAGUCACUGAAGCCAAUCUUCACAGGCGAAUAAUCAGUAUUGCCCUUUUCUUUUAUAACGUUGCAACCAUUUCGGUGAAGAACAACCAUUUGCAAGACCUAAAUACCAACAGCUUUGAUAUAGAGUGUAUGUCUGUUUUCACAGUGGAAUGUGAAAGAUGGUGCUUUAACAUUGCAAUGAACGGAAAGUCAACCUACAACCCUUCAGCGUGCUUGCACCUAUGCCUUACGAGAGAUUUGAUUAAGGGUCAUUUUUGAUUUCAUGUUUUGUUCGUGCGUCACUUACCUUGGGACAUUCUUAUGGUAGCGAGUUUAUGAAUGUUUUCAGCAGGUGGUUACUAUGUACAGUAGUUUUAACUAAUGUGAAUGGUAGAUUGAGAGAUAGAAGUGUCUUGGAAGGAGAAGCAUAUUCUGAGUGUAAUGUUUCUCCGAAGUUACAAGCUCCUCCAUGGCACUCCAAAUUUCCCACAGUCUCGUGGAUAUAACAGUGUAAGACCUGUAUGAGUUUUAGUAAUUUACUGGUUAUUUGAUAUUCCUUUUUUCACAUUAUUGUAGUGACCGUUUCUUUGUGUAAAUACUAAUAGUCAACGUAGGUUCUAGGUGAGUAAAGCUAUCUAAUUAUUAAAACUCAUAUUAAAUAGGGUUCUGGGAUAAUAUAUAUGAGAGGGUAUCAUUAAUUGUAGGAGCUUUUAUUUAUAUAAUUAAUUAUGGCUGUACUUUGCUAUGCAUUUUCCAAUUUACAAACCAUGAUAAUGCAUAAUUAAAAGCUCUACAAGAUAGAUUAUCAGAGUGUAUCCAAGAGUAUAAUCCAGAGACCAGUAUUUAGGUUCUCUGACAAAAGAAGAAAACUGUAAAAUACUUGAUAUUGGUAUAUAUCUUUUGAGAAUCUGUCUUCUUGCAGUAUGAAAUUAUUCAUCUCAUUGAUUUUUAAUGGUUUGGACUAAAGAUGUAGUAAUGGCAAGCGGUUUCUGAUUAGUUUUUUCUCUCUCUUUUUUUUUUUUUUUUUUUUUUUGGCUGCUCCUUUUUGCAAUUUGGAAGAUUGGUAUAGAACCACAGGACACUCAAGCAUUACUACGUCUGCCUUAGUUCAACCUGGUCCUAGAUAUAUAUGAAAACAAACCAUAAACAGAGCCUGAAUAAUGCCGCUUGCUUCCAUUGACUGCAGAACCAUCACAACGUUGGGUCUUAUAAAUGAUGUAUUUGUAAGUGUACUGUUUAUGCCUAGAUUCAGGAUCACCUUUGAAGCAGAUACUGUUAUGGUUCUCCUUUUUAUUUGUCUUUUUUUUUUUUUGGCUUAUGGUCAGUUGGAUCUCCAUGAGGACCUUAUGAGUCAUUGGGAAAGGAAGAAAAUCUGUACCAAAUUGAUUUUUUUUCUCUUUUUUUUUCGGUUCUUUCACAUAGUAACGUUACGUAGUGUUAAAGGGAAGGUUUGCAAAAAAUUCAGUUGAUUUGCCAAAAAGGUUUUCCAGAGUACAGGCCUAUAUGUACUAAUGAUAAUAAAAAAAAACAAUGUUCCAGACACCUUGGAGACAUAGCCAUACUACAAAAAAAAAAAUGAAGAGCUUCUUGUUAUUUUAUACAAAUGUGUCUUCUCUGCUAGCUAGCCCAUGGACUAGUUUUUUGGUCUAGUUCUAAGGCUUGCUAGUUCUAGUCGUUUGGCUAGAAUGAAUGUUUAUUAGCGCAGAUGAAUGUGCAGCAUAUUGGUUAUAGUGUGUGCAAAUAAUUUCUCUUGUUUAAUAAAACCGUGUCGUGGAUC
Messenger RNA from Penaeus vannamei (Pacific white shrimp), 4904 nucleotides. Lineage: Eukaryota; Metazoa; Arthropoda; Malacostraca; Decapoda; Penaeidae. The record is from RefSeq and is a predicted model, not a curated record.